This is a messenger RNA of Pantherophis guttatus, 3889 nucleotides long. NCBI's taxonomy places the organism in Eukaryota, Metazoa, Chordata, Lepidosauria, Squamata, Colubridae. The record is from RefSeq and is a predicted model, not a curated record.
UCCCUUUUAAGUUUUGCCUGCCUUCCCGGUGAACGUCCUUUUGGUGCUUCAUCGGGUGCGGAGCCUUUCCUUGUUUCUUUCUUAGAAAGCAAGGUAAGGGCGGACGGGUCUUCUCUUGAGUUCCCAUCGCAGCACCGCCGAUGUGCAUAGGACUGAAACAACGCUUCUGGGAGUGGUCUAUUUGGUCCCCAAGCCCCUAAAUUAGGGCUGUGCUUGCUCGGGAAGAGGUAUCCUUGCAGACGGAAAACCAGGAAGCGACCCUUUCGAAAGGGAAGAGGAAGCAGCACCCGCUUCUUUUAAUUGGGUUUGGUGUCCAGUCAUGGUGGGCCAUCACGACCACAUGUUCAAAGUCUUAAUUAUUGGUGAUGCCACAGUUGGGAAGACCUCUUUAGUCCAGAGAUAUGCUAAUGACAGCUUCAACAAGCACUACAAGUCUACGGUGGGAGUGGAUUUUGCUCUGAAGGUGGUGCAAUGGUCAGAGUCUAAGACAGUGAGGUUACAACUAUGGGACAUUGCUGGUCAAGAACGUUUCACAUCAAUGACUCGACUAUAUUACAAGGAGGCAUCAGCCUGUGUCAUCAUGUUUGAUGUCACCAAUUUUAGCACAUUUAUCAAUUGCCAGAAAUGGAAACAAGAUUUGGAUAGCAAGGUGAAACUGCAAGAUGGAAGUCCUAUCCAUUGUCUGCUAUUGGCUAAUAAGAGUGAUCUUUAUCCGUGGGCUAUGACUAGAGAAGAAAUUGACCAAUUCAGCAAAGAGAAUGGCUUUACUGGUUGGACUGAGACAUCUGUCAAGGAAAACAAAAAUGUAAACGAGUCAAUGAGGGUCCUUAUUGAAAAAAUGAUGGCCACAACAUGGCCAGGUGAUAAAGACAUGUCUGUUUCAGGCCAUGGGGACUAUAUCAAUCUGAAAGAUGAACCCACAUCCAACUGGGGUUGCUGCUAACUAUAUUUGCUUCUUCAUCUGACCAGAGGUCUAAAGUGCCAUUCAGACAAAUCUAUAUACUUUUUAAAGCACUCACAAAUUCUCUCUUUGCACUGUUGAGAAAAUCAGAAGAGAAGGCAAUCCCUCAUUCUAGCAGGGACAAUGGAAAAUACUGCUUAUGAACCACGAUGUACAUUUUCCCUAUUUCAUUCAGCAUUGUCUCUUCAGCUUCCUCAAAUAUGAAGAAUCUUCUGCUGAUUUCAGCUCCCAGCAAUUAAAAGAUCUCCACUCCUCUUGAUCAAAAAUACCAUUGCAGGGAGUAUGGGUAUUGGGACCUUUCAAACACCCAAAAGCCUAACCUAAUGAAUCUUGUUGUGUUUGACAGUUUAUCUGCUAAGUCUUCCUCUGCUCACAUUUAGCACAGACUUCUUUUAAUGAGUCUUUUGUGGAAAGAGGCUUUGGACUGCCUUGUGACGCAGCUGCUGAAUCCUCUUACCGCAGCUUUUCUUGAAGUGCCAUUUUUGGGCCAUGAGAAGUCAGUUGCUACUUUUGUCUUUUUCGCCAAUAAUGUUAUGUCUAAACCUAGGAAAAUUCUAUGAACUCUGACCAUUUUUGUCCCUGCUUUUAUGUCAGGCAUGCAGUUGUUAAUCUCUUUCUUGAAGUUAUUUAAUUAAAGAGCCAGUGGUGAAGAGAGGUUAAAGCCAUAGACUUCAUUGCACUGAUACACCUUAACUAAGGCACCAGCCACAUUUGUUGACUUUAAAGCCCUUUCUCUUGCAGGAUCUAAUUUGCCUCUUUCAGAUUCUGAUGAAUUACUUGUCUUCAGCCAUCCAACUAAGAAGGGUUAGAUAGCCAGCAUAGCAGGCUGUUUGAAAGACCACCUACUGAUUUAGUGAUCUGAGGGACAAAACAAAAUAAAGAGCAUAGCAGGACAAAAGCUAAAGUUAAAAUAUUUCCUGUGCCUUUUAUUUUUUAAAAAAGUAGCAGGAAUUAACCCAAUUUUCCUGGGAUUAUUAGCUGGCAGCCUUCUGUUUUUGGUGAACAUAUGAAGUUAAAUCUACUUAGGUUUUUAUAAAUUGGUCAGUUCAUAAUUCAGAAAGGCUGACAUUGCAAAAUGGUCAUAAAUAUUGAAAUAUUUGAAUUUUUAAUAUUCAUUUUUAAAAUGGUCAGGGAAGUGCAGUGCUUAAGAAUAAAAUAUUCUGGGGAUGAAAAAGAUCAGAAGUUAUUGGGAGGGCUUGAUUGCAAAUAGACCUUUUGUUGUUAAUGUUUCCAUCUUGGCUGUGCUAACACAACAGCAGCAAGGACUGAAAAGCCUUAAUAUAGGUGCUUCACAAAGGUUGAACCAGUCAUCCUUCCAGAAGACUCCCAAUGGCUGUUUCAAGGGCUUUCCCAGACUCCCUUUAUGUGUGCGUGCAUAGGUGUUUUAUUUGUUUAUUUGAGCAAAGUCAUGCGCUAACAAAUUGGGAAAGCUCUUGUACUUAAGAACAGAAUGCUUUGCAGAAUUUCCUUUUCAGGAAAUUCAGUCCUUUUACACGGUCUGAGCCAGUGAUGGCUAACCUUUUUGCCAUUGCGUGCCAGGAGAGGGGGGGGAGGGUUGCGUGCACACAUGCCCACGCGCCUGCGCACGCAACCCCACCCACCCCCACUCCUGGCACAUGAUGGCCUGGUAGGCCCGUUUUUCUUUCUUACCUGGUUCCAGAUCCUCUCUAUGCAUCUGGGAAGGGAAAAAACAGUCUUUCCCACUCCUUGGAGGCCCUACGGAGGCUGAAAGGUCCCAUUUCCCAACUCUCGGUGGGAUAGGAAGUGACAUUUUUUGCUGUCCCCAGCCUCCAAAACCUCUCUAGGAGUCUCUAGGGGCCUCUCUAGGAGUCUCUGGAGGCUGGGGACAGGAAAAAACGUCACUUCCUGACGUGCCUUCCCCACUGAACCCCCAGGCCUUCCAGAGGCAGGAAACAGCCUGUUUCCCUACUUCUGGUGGGCCCAGAAGGCCCGAAAAUCAGCUGCCGGCACGCGCAUGCGCCCCAGAGCUGAGCUGGCGUGCCCAUUAAUAUGGCUCCGUGUGCCACCUGUGGCACGCGUGCCAUAGGUUCGCCAUCACAGGUCUAAGCUGUGUAGAGGGCGGGUUCUAUGUCAGCUUCUCUAUGUGUAAGUGUGUGUAUUUUCUAGAGAUUUUAUCAAUUCUAGGGGCCUUCUGUUAGAACAGCAAUGACAAGAUCUUUAUAUUUAGAUAUCUUUCUUAAUGACAAUAUCUUUACCUCUAUAUUUUUAAAGCAAUUUUGUACUGUAUCAGAAUUGAACUGGAACAGCAACUUUUGAGAGUUGCUGAGUGGGAGAACUGUGCUCCAAAAAUUUGCUUAUUUUGGGGAGUACAGUAUUCAAGCAUUACUUGGUCCUGUUUUAAACACGGAAAAGCAAAAGAGCAUAAUAUUUUUCCUACAAUAUAAGAACCAUGCAAAUGUUCUGCCUGAGUUAACAAAUAUUAGGAAAAGAAAUUCCGUAAACAGUUGUGUAGAAAAUUUCUCUUCAACAUCCAUUGGAGAGAAUCCUUAUGAGACGAACAUACUGUUUGUCUGAAAGACAGAAGUAGCUCUUGUACCAUUUUUGGGAAACAAUAUAUGAUGCAGAACUGAAUGUCUGAAGCAAUUGCUGUUAAAUAAUUGGUCUGAAGAUGUUCUAGCAGGUUGCACAUGUUUUUCUCAAGUAGCGUUUCUGGCACAGGAUCAUUUCCUUUUGAUGACAGUAAAACGGAAUUUAAUGGAUUACAUCUUAUGAAUUAAACUCAGUGCAGCUACUUUCACUUUGCAGGAAUGAUAUAAGAUUGCUUGAUGCUGUGUUAUAGUGAGAGGAACAUGUAUAGAGUUUUAUGUCUGAACUUUUGCACUGUGCUUUUUUUAAAUCACAUGAUUUUUCAAUUUGCCCUUUUAGACAAUAAAUAAGCUUUUUAAAAAUAAACAAAAAAUUCACUUA